Messenger RNA from Odocoileus virginianus texanus, 1590 nucleotides. NCBI's taxonomy places the organism in Eukaryota, Metazoa, Chordata, Mammalia, Artiodactyla, Cervidae. The record is from RefSeq and is a predicted model, not a curated record.
AUGCCCGAGAGGAGGGGUCGCGCGGGGCAGCCAGGCCUGGGCCCAGCCGGCCUCCCGCCCCGCCUGUGGCCCUCCCACGUCCGGCCGGCCCCGCGAGGCCACGCUCUGCGUGGGGCCCCCACCUCCGGCCUGGGAGGAGGGCUAGGAGCUCCAUUGAUGUGCCCACUUCUUCCUGCUGGAAUUCAGGAGGCAAGGCGACUGGGCCGCGAGGAGGGCCUGGCGACGGCCGGCGCGAGCGCGGGGCGCGCCGAGACUAGGCCCGCGACCAGGCCCGAGACCGCCUUCCUCGCGGCCCCAGGCGCGCCCCGGGGCCGGAGCGGGGCGCAGGCCCGGCCGCUCUCCACACCCCACCCCGCCGUGGCGCCCCGGCCUCCGCUCCGAAGCGGCUCCGGGAAAGGGGGCCCUGGCUUCCUCCUGCACGGCCUCCCCUUCCCAGCCCCUCUAAACCAGGGGCUGAGACUCGCCGGUGACCCCGUGCCCGUGCCCCGCGAGGAUGGAAGAAAACAGACGCUGCGCUCUGUCUGCAGACAAAAGGCCUCCGCGUGCAGGACUGGCCCGAGCACGUUUCGCACCCGCCUCCACCUAGGCGGGGCAGGUGGUCGGGGUGGUCGGGAUAGAGAGCCCCGACUGAUCCCAGAAACGGAACAGCUCCGAGGCCCAGGGCAUCGGCACGACCCGGCAAAGCAAGUAGUGAGUGGCCUUCUAGAAGACAACAGAAGGCUCUCUACCGGGGAAAACGGAGCUGAAAGUUGCCAGCGAACUGCCUGGCCCGAGCUCCCCUCUCGCUCACCGAGGCGGGGAAGCCGGUCGGCGGCCGUGGCUCUCCGCAGGCCUGGGCCCGGCUUCCCCGAGGCAGAGAGGGGGGCUGGCGGCGGGCAGGAGCGCUCCAAAGCGGCGCGGCCAAGUCCCCCCGCGGCCCCUCCCCGGCGGCCUCCCCGCAUUGUCCGCUGUCAUCCCCGACCCCCCCGGCGGCUGCUCCGGUCCACAGGCAGCGCCGGCGCCCCCCUUCCCGGCCCGGGGCAUCUCGGAGGAGGGAAGGGAGAAGGGGAGAGCCCCGACCACGCCUGCGAUGUGCUCCGGGAUCGGCCGCAGCCCCGGGUUCGCGGCCGCCAUGAAGCCGGCGGCGGCGCGCGGGGCGGGCCGGGCUCUGGCGAGGCCACGCGGGCCGGCUGCUGGCGGAAAUCUGCAAAAAUCCACGUGAGCCGCCCCCUCCGCCAGCUGCCCGCGGCCCCUGACACGGCGGCAUUGAAGCCGGCCCGGAGGUCCCCGAGGUCUCCGAGUGUGACAACUGUAUCCCAGGCCUCUCCAACUGACACUCCUUGGAGCAAGCCAGGGAGAGGCGGCAGGGAAGCCCCGGCACUUCAGGAUUCCGAGAGCGCCUUCAAAGCGUCCCCUCCGCCCCACCCACCCCCCAACCAGUUAGCCAGAGAGCUGAGCCAGGCCUCCCUCAACACAAAGCAGACAGGCGCCUCGGCCAAGGGGCGGGAGAGCCCCGCUCGCUCCAAGGCGUCUCUGGCCCGACCUGCUCGGCCUGUGGAGCCCUCCUCCGUCCGGCGCCAGGAGGAAGCCACGCCACCUUUGCACCUCUGA